Engraulis encrasicolus (European anchovy) is the source of this 1153-nucleotide messenger RNA. It is a transcript of the gene ifi30a, whose product is annotated as IFI30 lysosomal thiol reductase a. Bases 99 to 854 code for a protein of 251 amino acids. The record is from RefSeq and is a predicted model, not a curated record. The transcript has 7 exons. Lineage: Eukaryota; Metazoa; Chordata; Actinopteri; Clupeiformes; Engraulidae. Gene Ontology annotation, cellular component: lysosome. Gene Ontology annotation, molecular function: oxidoreductase activity, acting on a sulfur group of donors, disulfide as acceptor.
CCCCUAUAAAACUUCAGAAGUGAGAACAGUGUGUGAAUUGUUCUCACUUAACUAGCCUGAAUUGGUCAUUGGGGGAAUAAUCUUUGUCUGGGUAAAACAUGAAGGGAGUUUCGUUAUUAAUUUUUGUUGCCUGCUUUGUAGUGGCCACAAGUUUUAGCUUGUCCUGCAGGCACCCGCCAUCGGCUUGGUGUUCUUCAUGGGAAAUUGCGAAUGAAUGUGGGGUGCUUAAACAGUGUCUGGAGUACAACAGCACAAACUCUGACUCGGUGGAGGUAGCUCUGUACUUUGAAUCUCUCUGCCCUGGUUGCAGGCAGUUUCUCACCACACAGCUGUUUCCCACAUGGGUGAUGUUGAACGACAUCAUGAAAGUGCAGCUCGUACCUUAUGGGAAUGCCGAGGAGUCCUUUGAUGGAAAGCAGUACCACUUCACUUGCCAGCAUGGAGAAACGGAAUGCCUUGGCAACAUGAUUGAGACGUGCAUACUUAAUUCAGUGGAUCAAGGAACUGCCUUCCUUGUCAUCUUCUGUAUGGAGGCCUCUUCAGAUGUGGUGAAAGCUGGCCAAACGUGUCUGGAGCUGUACUCCCCCUCAUCAAAAUGGGACAACAUCAUGACCUGUGUGAAGGGCGACCAGGGAAACAAACUGAUGCACCAGAAUGCAGUCAUCACCAAAGCACUGAAACCACCCCAUAAAUACGUGCCCUGGAUCACCAUCAAUGGAGAGCACACUGAUGAUCUUCAGGACAAGGCUAUGGGCUCCCUCUUCAAUCUGGUUUGCAGUCUGUACAAGGGCGAGAAACCACAGGCUUGUACUCUGGCAGCAACUGGGAAAAGCAGAAGUUACUGUUUUAACUAGACCACUGUGAAAAUGUGUUUCUGAAAUGCUGUAUUUGAGACAUUCUCACUUUUUAUGCAUCAGGUUUUAAAUGCCUUUUUAGGUUCAAUGUCAUAUUUGAAUGUUUUCAUUCUUUUUAAUGUUUUCAGAAUACUUAAAUCAUGGGCUGAAAAAUUACACAAGACACAAUUUUGAUAUCACAGAUUCUUGCUCCAGAAGUGAUUGGGAGUGUUUAUAACACUCAUCAUGAUUACAUUUUGUGAAAUCCGAUGUACAAUGUAUAUAAAAUUGCAGAACAUUAAAAUUUAUACUUUUUAGCA